UGCGAAAUUUAUUGGAAUGAAGAUACUGCUGCUAGCUCUGGUUUUCUGCUCCUAUGUACAGGCAUCUUGGAGCUGCUUUGUGGUUGAGGGUGGCUGUCCAAAUAAGAACGUGACCUUUUGGCUUUAUACCAAUGCAACUCGGGAUAAUCCCACACAAAUCAGACCAAUGAGAAUUGAUCCCGCACUCUUUCAACCGCCUCGCCCAGUUUAUAUAAUUAUUCACGGAUAUACAGGACAUCGCGACUUUUCCCCCAAUACUGAAAUUAGACCGGAACUACUUGAUAAAAAAGCAGUCUAUGUGAUCUCCGUUGACUUUGGUCCCUUGGUAAGGCAUCCGUGUUUUAAGGAAGCCAUUCUAAAUGCGCUGCUGAUUAGCGAAUGUCUGGGUCAGUUGAUCAACAAUUUGGUUAAUCCUGGCAUUAUCAAUAAGGAUGACUUGCACCUCAUUGGAUUCAGCUUGGGUGCCCAAGUGGCUGGCCAAACGGCCAACUAUGUGAAUCACACACUUCAUCAUAUAACGGGCUUAGAUCCAGCUAAACCUCUGUUUGUUGUAACCCAUGACAGACAUCGCUUAAAUCAUGAAGAUGCCGACUUCGUGGAUAUUAUACAUACGAAUCCUGCGGAACGUGGCAUUCUAAAACCCAUGGGGCAUGCGGACUUCUAUGUCAAUUUUCGAGACGGAGAACAACCUGGCUGCGAGAAUCAUAAAUCUCCAGGCUCUUGCAGCCACAAUCGUGCCCCCGAAUACUAUGCCGAGUCCAUUGCAUCGGAGAAUGGUUUCUGGGGCAUCAAGUGCCAUAACUGGCAUCCACAUGCCUUCGGUCGUUGCACCUUGCAACAGACUCAAGCCUUGAUGGGCUAUCCUGCGUCCCCCAACAACAGUGGCACUUACUUCCUGGAGACGUAUGCCAAUCCGCCUUUUGCUGCCGGGCAUAAGGGUGCAACUAUCACUGACUUGACAACAAAGUUGUUUGAUAAAACUGGUGUUCAGCACAUCGAUGAAUUGGAGCAGAAACUGGAGCGCAGAUAUUUGCAAAUUGAGGCUGAUGCGCUUAAGAAAUCAAAGAAAUUGGCUGAAGCUUAAUUCCAGAUAUAUUCAAUAUCAUCAUU
Molecule: messenger RNA, 1110 nt
Organism: Drosophila albomicans
Lineage: Eukaryota; Metazoa; Arthropoda; Insecta; Diptera; Drosophilidae
Product: lipase member H-A-like
Exons: 3
Coding region: 17-1084 (355 amino acids)
Biological process (GO): lipid metabolic process
Molecular function (GO): lipase activity
Source: RefSeq, a predicted model, not a curated record